Molecule: messenger RNA, 4398 nt
Organism: Doryrhamphus excisus (bluestripe pipefish)
Lineage: Eukaryota; Metazoa; Chordata; Actinopteri; Syngnathiformes; Syngnathidae
Gene: hcn2b
Product: hyperpolarization activated cyclic nucleotide-gated potassium channel 2b
Biological process (GO): sodium ion transmembrane transport; potassium ion transmembrane transport; regulation of membrane depolarization
Cellular component (GO): dendrite; HCN channel complex; axon
Molecular function (GO): voltage-gated potassium channel activity
Source: RefSeq, a predicted model, not a curated record
GUGUAUUUAAUGUGAUGGACAAGGAGGAGCUCACAGUCCACCAACAGCAGGCGGGACAGGAUGAUGGGAGCAUUGGAGGAGGCACCACCAUCAUGAAGAGAUGUGCGCCAGGAGGCGGGGCAGCCUCCUCCUUUGCGCGCAAAAACUCCAACAACAAUGAGCUCUUGCUUCUUCGGGACCACUGCUCAGAUUCCUCUCGGUUCUUCCACUGGGAUGCUCCACAGGGUGAGAGCUGUGGGGGCUCUGUGCCAGAGGCGGCCGUGCUAGGACGCGAAGCCGGCAUGAUAUGCAACAAGAACGGGGACUGCCGAAGAGAGCCGACCAGCUCCGGGAGCCUCUCCUCCCUCAUAUCUAGACAGGAGAAGCACGCUGAUGGGGAGGUAGAAGGCGCCGAGGGCGGCAAGGCUGCAAGCAUGGACGGCUCUGUGGUGUCAGUGGGGUCUCCACCACUGGGGGGCGAGGUCAAGAGCGCCUCGGCGGGGAUGGAGAAGAAGGACUCCAGGGUGUCUUUCUCCAACGCGCCUACCGGUAAAGGGCACACCGCGAGUCAGCAGUCCAGGAGCUCCAAAGCGGAGGACGGCUCCCAGAUAGUGGCGGAUGAUGGUGACUCCCAUCGGAACCAAACCUACAUGCAGAGGCAGUUCACCGCCAUGCUGCAGCCAGGGGUCAACAAAUUCUCCCUGCGCAUGUUCGGCAGCCAGAAGGCGGUGGAGAAGGAGCAAGAGAGGGUCAAGUCUGCGGGGAACUGGAUCAUCCACCCUUAUAGUGACUUCAGGUUUUACUGGGACUUUACCAUGCUCAUGUUCAUGGUGGGAAACCUGAUCAUCAUCCCCGUGGGCAUCACCUUCUUCAAGGACGAGACCACCACUCCCUGGAUCAUCUUCAACGUAGUGUCGGACACCUUUUUCCUCAUAGACCUGGUGCUCAACUUCAGGACGGGCAUCGUAUUCGAGGACAACACCGAGAUCAUCCUGGACCCCAAGAAGAUCAAGAAGAAGUACCUGCAGAGCUGGUUUGUGGUGGACUUUGUCUCCUCCAUACCUGUGGAUUAUAUCUUCCUCAUCGUGGAGAAGGGUAUUGAUUCGGAGAUGUACAAGACGGCCCGUGCGCUCCGCAUUGUUCGAUUCACUAAAAUCCUCAGCCUGCUGCGCCUGCUCAGACUGUCCAGGCUCAUCCGCUACAUCCACCAGUGGGAAGAGAUCUUCCACAUGACCUAUGACCUUGCUAGCGCUGUGAUGCGAAUAUUCAACCUGAUUGCGAUGAUGCUGCUGUUGUGUCACUGGGACGGCUGUUUGCAGUUUUUGGUGCCCAUGCUACAGGACUUCCCCUCUGACUGCUGGGUGUCCCUUAACAAGAUGGUGAACGACACCUGGAGUGAGCUCUACUCCUUCGCCCUCUUCAAGGCCAUGAGUCACAUGUUGUGUAUCGGCUAUGGGCGCCAGGCCCCUGAGAGCAUGUCUGAUAUCUGGCUUACCAUGCUCAGUAUGAUCGUAGGAGCCACCUGCUAUGCCAUGUUCAUCGGACAUGCCACCGCGCUCAUACAGUCUCUGGACUCAUCCAGGCGGCAGUACCAAGAGAAGUACAAACAAGUGGAGCAGUACAUGUCAUUCCACAAGCUGCCUGCAGACUUCCGGCAGAAGAUACACGACUACUAUGAGCACAGAUACCAGGGCAAGAUGUUUGAUGAGGAGAGCAUCCUGGAAGAGCUUAAUGAGCCUCUAAGAGAGGAAAUCGUCAACUUCAACUGCCGCAAGCUGGUGGCAUCAAUGCCGCUGUUUGCCAACGCUGACCCCAACUUCGUCACGGCCAUGCUGACCAAGUUGAGGUUCGAGGUCUUCCAGCCGAGCGACUACAUCGUGCGAGAGGGCACCAUUGGCAAGAAGAUGUAUUUCAUCCAACACGGCGUGGUCACCGUCUUGACCAAAGGCAGUGUGGGCAUGAAGCUGAUUGACGGCUCCUACUUUGGAGAGAUCUGUCUAUUGACUCGAGGCCGACGGACGGCCAGUGUGCGAUCAGACACCUACUGCCGUUUGUACUCGCUCUCUGUGGACAAUUUCAAUGAAGUUCUGGAGGAGUAUCCCAUGAUGAGGCGAGCCUUUGAGACCGUCGCCAUUGACAGACUGGACAGGAUAGGCAAGAAGAAUUCCGUCCUGAUGCACAAAGUCCAACACGAUCUAAAUUCGGGGGUGUUCAACAACCGUGAGAACGAGAUGAUCCAGGAGAUUGUUAAAUACGAUCGAGAGAUGGUUCAGCAGGUGGACGUACCACGACCGCAGCCUCCACUUUCCAUAACACCCCCUCUCCUACCGGGAUCCUCUCUGCAGCCACCAAAUUCUGCAAUUGCCACCCUGCAGCAGGCUGUCGCCAUGAACCUUUGCCCGCAAGUGCAAGCCAAGUCUCCCAGGAUGGUCAGGAAAUUCCAGGUGAUGCAAAACCUAUCAAGCUCAGCAUCGGCAUCACCAUUGCAGUCUCAGCUCCUUAGUUCGGGUGCCUUUGCUCCAGUCCUUUCCAGCCCUACUGUGCAGAGCCCCCGUGCAGUCGGAGGUCGUUCCUCCCCUUACGGAUCCAGUUCGCUAGCUGGUCCCACCACAGGCUCCCAGCUGUCUUUGGUUCAGCAGCACAUCCCGAGCCCCGUGCAUCGGCCAAGCACGUAUAAGAGCACCCAUUCCUUGCCGAUUGAGAGUCUAAGCCAGGAUUCCAGGGCACUAUCGGCCUCUCAACCCUCACUGCCACACGAAGGGAUGAACCUAGGAGCUCCCAGUCCUCCACAAUCCACACGAGUAUCCUCUACUUCCAUUGGACCAACUCAGACCCCAUCAGGUCAUGUCGGUGUCCGCAGUGCGAUACCCCACAGGAUUGUGUUGCCCCAUCGGAUGUCUGUAGGAGCCUUACCUGUAGCAGCCACGCCCAGCUCCACACAGGGAUUCGGGUUUACAGGGUUUACAUUACGUUCUGGGGAGUCGCUACUACCUGAGAAGGACCCCAUUGAGAGCCUUCCUGAGACAGAGCAGAUUAAAGUCCGAUCCAGAUUGCCCUCAAACUUGUGAGUCCAUGAAGGGCUUGACAUCAGUAACGAGAGCUGCUCUCGUUCUUGCAGAUUGUCCAGCUGGACAAGGUGAAUGUAUAGCAGGAGAGUAGAUCCCAGUGGGUUUUAAUGUACUAUCGAAUAUACUACAUUGAGUUGUUUCUACUCAGAGAACAUUAGAAGCAGAGUAGCAUCUUCCCAAAUUUGCCUCCUUUCUGUACUGUAGUUCACAAUGUAUGCCUAACGACUACACUUUGUAUUAUAGUGGUCUAGAAUAAUAGCAGGAACCUGCUUCUGAUGUCUCUAGCUUUAAACACCAUCGUACCGUAGGGACGUGUCUCCUUAGCAUACCUACAGGUAGGUCCAUCCUCUACGCUGUUCACAUGUAAGUGAUUCAUCAACCCAGACUGCCAUGAAAAUAGUUAGAAACUGCAAUUUCCUUUUCCAUUUUUGGCUUCAUUUACAGGACUUCUCCCAGAUUACAUCAUAUAAUUCGGAAAUUGACCAAAGCUUCAAGACAUCAAUGUAUCUGUAAACGAACUCGCCUUCAAAGCAACCCAACAUCAAGUUCUCAUUUACAACAGUUUUGUUUUUAUUUCUUGAUAAUAUUAUACCAAUGCAGUUAAUAAAGGUUUUAUGAUGGAGCAGUUCUCUUAUUUGCUAUGUACAAAAUUGUUUUGUUUCGACAUCUCAACAAACCUUAACCUUAGAAGACUAUUUGAGUCCAGACUACACCAAUUACAUACAUCAUAACAAAAGUGUUAACAAAUCUUGAUGUUAAUGCACAAGUUCCAUGUAAAGCAGGGGUCUCAAACUCGAUUUACCCGGGGGCCACUGGAGCUAGGGUCUGGGCAAGGCUGGGCCGCAUCAGGUUUUCCAAAAAAAAAAAGCAUUUAUUAAAAACAGAAAAAUAUACAAACUUUUAUACAAACUCUGCUUUGGUUCCGAUUUUCUACAAUAAAAGCGCUGAUAAAACAUUCCACUGUUCUCAAAUAUCUUAAUUUUUUAUUUUUCUGCACAAAAUAAGAUGAAAAAUAAAUAAACAAAUCAAGAAUUAAGAAAAUCAAUCAGUAAUAAAUAAAUAUAAUAAUAAUAAUAAAACGGCAAAUAAUAAAAACUUAAGAAACCACAUAUAGUUGGUGGGUAGACAAAUUAUUCUUUUCAGAUUAAAAUGAACAAAGCAUUAUUAGAGCCCUGUAGAAAUGACAAAACACGACUAUAGUCACAUUUAUACUCUUUUUAUUUACAAAUAUUGCGCAACUGCAGGGUCUUGAGACACAUGCUAACUCGCAAACUAGAGAUCUAGCGACCUAAAUGGUACCCUCCAAGUUAUUUCCUUUAAACGUAAAUAGCCCAAAACUUACCACUUCCAC